Messenger RNA from Phacochoerus africanus (Common warthog), 2552 nucleotides. It is a transcript of the gene TEAD4, whose product is annotated as TEA domain transcription factor 4. The record is from RefSeq and is a predicted model, not a curated record. NCBI's taxonomy places the organism in Eukaryota, Metazoa, Chordata, Mammalia, Artiodactyla, Suidae. The coding region runs from base 373 to 1467 and encodes 364 amino acids. The transcript is spliced from 12 exons. Gene Ontology annotation, cellular component: transcription regulator complex. Gene Ontology annotation, biological process: hippo signaling; embryonic organ development; regulation of transcription by RNA polymerase II. Gene Ontology annotation, molecular function: RNA polymerase II cis-regulatory region sequence-specific DNA binding; DNA-binding transcription factor activity, RNA polymerase II-specific.
GUCGCUGCAGCGCCCUCGCCGGCCUCCCGGGACCUCAGCAGAGCGGCCGCUGGAAGAGUGGCGCCGGGCGGACUCCGCGGGACUGGCUCGGCGCACCCGCCCACCUCCCCUCACCCUGGGACUGGUCCAACGGGCGCUCCUCCAAGCGGAGCCUUGGAGGGCAAGGCCGGCACCAUUACCUCCAACGAGUGGAGCUCUCCCAACUCCCCCGAGGGGAGCAACGUCUCUGGGGGCAGCCAGGCUUUGGACAAGCCCAUUGACAAUGACGCAGAGGGCGUGUGGAGCCCCGACAUCGAGCAGAGCUUCCAGGAGGCCCUGGCCAUCUACCCGCCCUGCGGUCGGCGCAAGAUCAUCCUAUCGGAUGAGGGCAAGAUGUACGGUCGGAAUGAGCUGAUCGCCCGCUACAUCAAGCUCCGCACCGGAAAGACCCGCACCAGGAAGCAGGUGUCCAGCCACAUCCAGGUGCUGGCUCGGCGAAAAGCCCGUGAGAUCCAGGCCAAGCUAAAGGAUCAGGCAGCUAAGGACAAGGCCCUGCAGAGCAUGGCUACCAUGUCGUCCGCCCAGAUCAUCUCCGCCUCAGCCUUCCACAAUAAAAUGGCCCUCGCCCGGGGCUCAGGCUACCCGGCAGUCUCAGGGUUCUGGCAAGGAGCUUUACCGGGCCAAGCUGGAACGUCCCACGAUGUGAAACCUUUCUCUCAGCAAACCUACACUGUCCAGCCGUCGCUGCCUCUGCCAGGGUUCGAGUCUCCCUCAGGACACACCCCGUCGCCCUCCGCACCCCCGGCACCCCCAUGGCAGGGCCGCAGUGUGGCCAGUUCCAAGCUCUGGAUGUUGGAGUUCUCUGCCUUCCUGGAGCGGCAGCAAGACCCCGACACGUACAACAAGCACUUGUUUGUGCACAUCGGCCAGUCGAGCCCCAGCUACAGCGACCCCUACCUCGAAGCCGUGGACAUCCGCCAGAUCUACGACAAGUUCCCUGAGAAGAAGGGCGGCCUCAAGGAGCUCUUUGAGCGGGGCCCCUCCAAUGCCUUUUUCCUCGUGAAGUUCUGGGCAGACCUCAACACCAACAUUGAGGACGAGGGCAGCUCCUUCUACGGCGUCUCCAGCCAGUACGAGAGCCCCGAGAACAUGAUCAUCACCUGCUCCACCAAGGUCUGCUCCUUCGGCAAGCAGGUGGUGGAGAAAGUGGAGACCGAGUACGCGCGCUAUGAGAACGGCCAUUACUCCUACCGCAUCCACCGGUCCCCGCUGUGUGAGUACAUGGUCAACUUCAUCCACAAGCUGAAGCACCUGCCCGAGAAGUACAUGAUGAACAGCGUGCUGGAGAACUUCACCAUCCUGCAGAUUCCCCUCCAGAGGCCCAGCCGAGAACUUUUGAAGUUUGGCACGAUCCUCUCCUCCUGCUUUUCCUCUUCAGUAACUACUUUGCUGACUUCUUUCCAAUUUCUCUCGCUAAAUCCCCCCUGAUCCUGAUGUAGACACUGUGUGGCGGGUGUAGGCCAAAGAGCGCUUGGAGAUUGUUGGGGAGAUGCAGACUUUAAACUGAUUAUGGGUCGGCACCUUCCCCCCCCCCCCCCCCCCGCUAGCUGACGUGAGAUCACUUUCAAGUGACUUGCUCAAGGUUACGCAGUCAGGGAGUAGACUCUGGGAUCCGAAGCCAGCCACAGGACGUGUAAGACCACACGCUGCUUUAGCUGUAGAAAACCAAGCAUCCCCGGAAGAUGCCAUUCCGUCCAUCCCACCCAGGGCCCCCUUGCAUCUUGACGGACUGCCCCAGCCCCGCUCCUGGAGGCACAUUAAAGCAAGUCUCACAUGCCUGCCGCGGGGAAUGGCCGGGCCCCUCCCCACAUGCAACAGGCCCACUUGCUCUUUCUCUUCAUCUCGCUGAAUCCUGGAUUCCUGGCCAUGGUCCCUGGCUUUGAUAUUUGUUUCUGCUCGCUCAGGUUUGGCAACUCGUCACAUUCCCCUUGUAGCUUUUCAGGCCUCGGGUUUUCUCCCUCACCCUCUGCUCUGUGCCUGCCUCUGGUUUCUGUCUUCCCUCUGGCCUGGGGUCUGAGAACCCCAAGACUGGGCCAGAGAUGGAAGUGGCCUUCAGGUGGCAUUUCUGCGAUAAGGAAGAAGACACUGAUCCUGCCCUUGGCCACAGUUCUUCUCCCUCGAGGGAGAAAUGCACUUAACCGCUCACUUUAUCAGGUGAGACUCAGACCCCGAAGUCGAAUUCUAGAAGGGCUGGCCUGAGUGCCUACGGCCGAAACAGGCCUCCUUUAUCCCACAACCCCUUUUCAAUCACCUAGGAUAUGUCUGGCACAGUUCUAGCUCCUGGGGAUGCAGCAGUGAAUAGAAUCAAAGUCCAGGUCCUGGAAGAGCUUUGGUGCGAGUGGGGGAAUCACACAGCUAGUAAACAGCAUUGCACCUGGGUCUCCUGUUCUGUUUACCCCCGACGGCCAUACAGACAGUCUUGGAUUUGAUCUCUGUGGUGGGGGGAGUGUAAGACGAAAGCGAUAAGAGGGAGUUCCUGUUGUGGCUCAGUGGUAAUGAAUCUGACUAGUAUC